CUAACUAUUCACUACCAUCUCCCUCCGUAUGAUUAUUUUUUGCAAGUGAAUAGGCCCACUACGGCGGCCUGCAGCGACCAACAGCGCCGCCGACAAAAUCCAUCGAGACCUUCUCCUCACCAGGCGUUGAACCUCACCGCCCUGCUUCAGCCUGCAAUCCCCCCCCGGCAAAGCAGCGUGUCAUGUCGUCGUCGCAGACCAUGACAGCGCCAGCGGUGGGCCAUCGACCUCCUGAUCCUGGCCCAGACAUGUCCAUGUACGACUAUGGCGGUCUCCAGCCUGACGACGACCGAGCCUCCCCGCGCAGCACCUCCGCAAUCCGCGACCUGCAUAAUUCUGCCUCGGACCUGCCGGCCACGCCCCCCCGCUGUUUUCGCGAGAUUCCCGGCAUGGUGGACGUUAAGACCGAGCCUAGAGACGAUGGGAACAUGGGGGCCUCUGGUGGCCGUCGGGACGACGCCUCCAGGCAGUCCGCUGCCAGUGCGUUGCUGGCCCAACUCCUCGGGAACCACCCGUCCGACGACGGGCCGGCAGCCCCUGCAGACGGUUCCGGCAUCAAACAACUAGAAGACGCCCCCCAUCUACCGGAGAAUCCCGCUUCUCUGAACGACGACUGUCUCAUGGUUGAUCACAGGCCUGCGGCGGAGUGGGAACAACCGGGCGAGCCCCCGAACCAGCAUCAACCGACCUCGACCGUGCCUUACCAGGGCGGUCAGGAGGAGGAGAAAAGGAUCGAAGACGGCCUGUUUGACGGCCAAAACGACCAGGAAAGUGGAAGCCAUGAUGUUUCCAAGGCAUUGGAGUCCAGUGUUGCCGCCCUCGAGGACCCGUUGAUGGCUAAAACAACCCACCUCGAGGACUCGGAUAUUUUUGCCUCGUUCGACCUCACCCAGGCCCCGCGAGGUUCGCUGGCCGAACUCCAGCAGAAUGAUCUACUGACAGCGGCGUAUCUGUCCCAGAGUGCGGACCUGUCCGCGUUGGGGUAUUCCCACGGCCAGCUGGUCCAUGAUGGAGCCUCGUCGAUUGCAGGCUCCGAGCCUCGCAUCCAAGCGUUCGCCAAGCUCGAGUUCGACGACGGCCAUUUCUACGUCAACACCUACUCCUUCAUCCUGGGGCGUGAUGUUCGCGCCGCCCGCGCAGCGCAUCAGCGCGAGGCACAUGCCCGCCAGGCGAUCCGCCACUCGCGGGCCAUGAGCUCCAGCGGCGGCAACACGUCCCAUACCCCGAUCCGGGUGAAGCGCGAGGAAAGCGCCCUCAUUGGCAGCGUUGUUAGUGACCGUGGGGGUAUCAUGGGCUUUGAUCCCGAUGUCCCUACGCACUUACCCCCAAAGCUCAGCCGGAGAUCUUCCAACUCAUCCUUUGCAGAGGCGCCCUUGCACGCCACUCCGGCUCAACUGCAAUCCACUGACUACAAUGCCCUCGCUAUGCAGUCUCUCAAUGAUAGCAGCAGGGAUGCCAAGCCCGUCGAUACGCUGGCCUUGCUUCCGUCUCCCGACGCCUGUCCCACGAUUCCCAUCCAUCCGCCCGCAACGUUGGACGGGAGCGCUGCGGGACAUCGGGGCAUCUCUCGUAAACACGUCAGGAUCUGCUACAACUUCGAUAAGAACCUGUUCGAGAUGGAGGUUAUGGGGCGAAACGGUGCUUUUAUUGGUGCUGAUUGGUUAUCGCCGGGCCAGAUCAGACCUCUACACAGUGGUGACUACAUCCAGAUCGGAGGCGUGCGCAUUCGGUUCUUACUCCCAGAUGUCCCCAUCGGUGAGACGGGUGCCGACCGAAUGGAAGAAUCAUUCUUGGGAGACGAGACCGAUGGGAACAACGCUCAAUCGUCUGUGGGGGCCGAGUACCAGCAAGGUAGCGGUGCCGAACGUGUUUCACAAGGACCAGAGAACAAGGACUCCCCUUCGUCAAAGCCCAACAACGGCAACAACAACAACAACAAACUCAUUUUGAAAUCCCCCAGCAAGGAAUCUGACCAGACAAACCCGCUGUUGCCAUCCAUUGAACUCCUGGAGAAUAAUGGCCAGCAACCGGCGCGUCGUCGGGGACCCGGAAGACCACCAAAGGAUGGCAUCAUGUCGAAACGUGAACGCGCCGAGCUUGCCAGAGAACAGAAACUCGCCGCCAGGCGCGAGGCCAACGGUGGUGUCACUCCGCCACCAUCCAACAGGUCCAAGGCUGGUAGACCUCCCAAGGACCCAUCGGUUCCUGAAGGAAGCGGGUCGCCGACAAACAAGCCAGAGAAGCGGAAAUAUACCAAGCGGAAGCGUCCUGAUGGCACGUUGAUGGAUAUCCCUCUCCCAUCGAUGGAAGGCGGCGGUGCCAUGCCGAUGCCUUUGGACCCCCAAUUGCAGCAGCAACAACAACAACAACAUCAUCAACAACAACAUCAUCAACAGCAACAGCAACAACUGCACCACCAACAACGGCCGGAGGAGUACAUCAAGGCCCCGCCGGUCAAAAAGCGCAAGCCUUCUCGUUCUCCGUCGCCCAACUAUCCACCGGAAUCCGCUUACACGCCAGAGGACCUUUCCAAACCACCGUAUAACUAUGCGGUGCUCAUCUUCGAUGCACUGACCGAAGCGGGGAACCCUAUGACACUCAAGCAGAUCUACCGUGCCCUGAAGCUCAAAUAUCCCUAUUUCCGCUUCAAGUGUGAGACGGAAGGAUGGACGUCCAGUGUCCGGCACAACCUCAACGGGAACAACCAUCUGUUCAUGCAUGCCGAGCGAGACGGCAAAGGAUGGUCCUGGCAGCUUCGACCGGGUGCUUCUGUCGAGAAGGAGAAGAAGAGACGGCCGUCGCCGCCUCCAUCGACUCAGACAUCGGCGGCCACGACCUCGACACCGCACUACAUGCCCCAGAUGUCGCAUCCUUACAACCCUCCCGCUCCCGCCCCUCUAGGCAUGCCGCCGGCUCAUGUGGCCAGCCAGAACUUCCAGUUUCCCCCGUACAUUGUGCCCCCCGCCCCGGCGGCUCCUAACCAGAAUCCCACCCCGACACCUGCGCCUCCUCCUGCUCCUCCCGCAUCAUCUGCACAUGCGCAUACCCCUACGCCUGCACCUGCACCUCCACAACCCCAACAACAGGCAGUUCCUGUUCCUCCUCCUUCUCUCCCGCCAAAUUCCUUCCCUCCUCCGCCUGCAUCAUUUGCAAUCCCCAGCCCGAUCCGAAACAACCUUCCUCCAGCCUUUGCGCAAACCAUCCCGUCCACCUACACCUCGCCCUAUGCUUCGGAUCCUCCGCCCCAGCUUGCCCAGUUUCAACAGUCCCAACAGCAACAACAACACCAACCGCUCUCUGCCUUGCCGACGCCGCAGUUCCAGUCUCCCUAUGCUCCAACUCCAGCUCUACCGCCGCAACAGCAGCAGCAGCAGCAGCAGCAGUACCCGCCGCAUCCAUCGCACACCAACGUGAACAUGCAGCCUCCUCGCGCUCCCGCACCGGGCCACGGAGGUGGUCCUCCUCCUCCUCCUCCUCCUCCGGCGCUACAGAGCUCUAACCCGGCCAACCCGAUGGCCGCGCCAACCGACAGCUCAGACGCGUCCUCGUUCAACGAGCGGGCCAGCAAAGCCAUUGAUGACUUCGAGGCGGUGCUCAUGGAGGACUACGAGGACAAGAACUAUAUCCGCGAGGUGCUCAAGAGUGCGCGGGCCCGCGUGCUGGGCGACGCCAAAGAGAGCUCGUUUCCGGGCGGGGAGCCGAAAGACGAAGCCGUCAUUCUGGAUGCGCUGAGGAACCUGAUUGGAAGUCUCAAGGAAGGAUGAUUCUUUUCUUUUUUUCUUCUUUCUUUCCUCUUCUUUCUUCCCCUAACUGUUAGGGCUCCUUGAGGUUUUUAUUUCCUCAUGAUUUAACGAAUGGGCAUGCUGGAGGUGUCGGGUUGCUUUCUCCCUCACGACGUAUCGGACAGUAUACGAUCUUCUUGAGUUUUCAUUCUAUGAUAUCCACUGUUGUUUGAUUCUGCGGUUUUCUACGCAUUGGGCAGGAACUUGGGCCAGAGUAACUCUUUGUUUACUUUCCUGGCUUUGAUUGAUAUUGACUAGGUUAGUUUUUUUUUUUUUUUCUUAAAAAAAGUAGACAGAAUAGACAAGACCGCUAUUUAGUAUAUCUACUGUAGUACUA
Penicilliopsis zonata CBS 506.65 is the source of this 4119-nucleotide messenger RNA. RefSeq lists its product as hypothetical. Gene Ontology annotation, cellular component: nucleus. Bases 249 to 3764 code for a protein of 1171 amino acids. Gene Ontology annotation, molecular function: DNA-binding transcription factor activity; sequence-specific DNA binding; protein binding. The record is from RefSeq and is a predicted model, not a curated record. Gene Ontology annotation, biological process: regulation of ribosomal protein gene transcription by RNA polymerase II. The transcript has a single exon. Lineage: Eukaryota; Fungi; Ascomycota; Eurotiomycetes; Eurotiales; Aspergillaceae.